AUGGUAGGUAUUAAAGAAUUCCUGAAAUCCCAAUUCGCUCACAAGGUUGUUGUGAUUGGAUUUAUCGAGGACUUUAUUAUAAACGUUGUGUUAAUUGUUUUGUGUAUUGUGCCAAUGUUCAUCCACCCAUUUCAUAUGGAAAUACCCGACGGGUCGCAAAACGUAAACAUGAUGUACCCAUAUGUACACUCAUCUGUGCCAACUUAUGCCUGUUGUUUACUCGCCUACUUGCCGCCCGCACUUUUAAUCAUCAUUUUUUCGGUCAAAAAGAAGUCUCUUUUAUUUUUGGUCUUCUCGGCACUCACACUGCUCCUUGCGGCAUUAUCGUGCCUCUCGCUCACUAACUGGGCAAAAAUAUUCGCUGGAAGACCACGACCACACUUUUACGCGAGACUCGAAGAAAAUUCGGACCAAAUUGACGAUGUUUAUAAGAGCUUUCCGUCAGGGCACAGCUCCACAAUUUUUAAUGGUAUGUCAUUCACAGCGUGUUUCGUUGCGGGUCAAAUCAAAAUCUUUGGCCGAAGCCACGCAUCAUGGAAAUUAUUACUUUUCAUUAUGCCGUGGAUCAUUGCGUCGGUUGUCGCAAUUAGCAGGACAAGAGACUACCAUCACAACUUCUCGGAUAUUCUGGGGGGUACAGCUUUUGGCAUUUUCUUCGGUGUUGUUGUCUACCUCGCAAAAUUCAAAAACUUCUCUGCUGAAAACUGCGACGAUUUGAAGAUAGAGGAGGACGUGGACAAGGAGAAAAAUGCGACUAUAACUGAUGAAGAGAAGACUUUGGCUUAG
Molecule: messenger RNA, 786 nt
Organism: Entamoeba invadens IP1
Lineage: Eukaryota; Evosea; Mastigamoebida; Endamoebidae
Product: phosphatidic acid phosphatase type 2 domain containing protein, putative
Exons: 2
Coding region: 1-786 (261 amino acids)
Biological process (GO): phospholipid metabolic process
Molecular function (GO): phosphatidate phosphatase activity
Source: RefSeq, a predicted model, not a curated record